AGCUGGGUGAAGAAGAGACGUUCAGUAGCACACGUCCAACAACAACAGCAUAUUUGUUGAUGUGAAGUCAAACCCGAGGAAAUAACUUCUGCUUUUUCUAAGGCUGAUCUGAAGCUCUGGACCAGGACGGUUUGGUAGAAGACGAUGAUGGAACCAUUAAAGGAAAAUAUUUCCUUGCACAACUACUUCAUCUUCAGUGGCUUCAGUGAGCUUGGAGCUCUGAAAUCCUUCAUUUCGAUCCCCUUCUUGAUUCUGUUCUUUGUGUCUCUGUUUGCCAACUCCCUGCUGAUCUAUGUGGUCAUUUCACAGAGGAGCCUCCACUCCCCGAUGUACAUCCUCAUCGCCUGCUUGUCAUUUGUUGAUAUGUGCCUGCCACUGAUUCUCAUCCCCAACCUGUUGCUGAACGUCUUGUUCAACGCGAGCGGGAUCUCUCUGAGCGGCUGCCUGGUUCAGAUGUUUUUGAUUCACAUGUUAGGAGCUUGUCAGUCGGCUCUUCUGGUCUGGAUGGCGUUGGACCGAUACUUUGCCAUCUGCAGGCCCCUUUCCUACCAUGAUCACAUGUCUCUACCCAGAUUCCUCAGGUUUAUCAUCCCAAUUCUCAUCAGGGAUGUGAUCAUGGUGUCAGCGGUGGUGAUUCUGGCAGGUAAAGUGUUGUACUGCUUCAGGAAUGUGAUAAACCACUGUGUCUGUGAACACAUGGCCUUGGUGGAGUUGGGCUGUGGCAGCACAGCCAUCAACAGUCUGGUUGGGUUAUUAGGAGUCUUUGUGGUCACUGUAGUUGAUUUCUUGUGCAUCACCGCUUCAUAUAUAAUCAUAUUCCACUCUGUGCUGCGUUCAGGUAAAUCCAGUGCUAAAGCUGUACACACCUGCAUCACUCACAUCAUCGUCAUCGUCAUCGGUUUGGCCUUUACGCUCACGGCUUUCUUGGCGUAUCGGAUGAACAGUCUCCCAAACGCUGGUCGUGUUUUUGUCAGCAUCAUGUACCUGUUUCUUCCCAGCUGUAUAAACCCGAUCAUCUACGGAGUCAGAACCACUGAGAUUCGACAAAACAUCCUCAAAAUGCUGCCUUCUUAUCGGUAAAUAAGAACUAUGAAAUACUGUUCUAAAAUAAGACCACGAUCAUUCUGCUGCUGUUUUGUUUGGGAUCACUGAUCCGUUUGGACCAAACUUUAGCCGUUGAACAGAAUCACUCACAUUUAACUGAACAACAGAGGAGGUUGUGGCUCACUCAGUAGCUACAAGAUCCUUAAAUGACAAAAAAGCUCAAAUCACUGGUUUUUCACCAUACUUGAUAUACACAUAUAUAGACAAUAAUGGGUCAAAUGAAC
This is a messenger RNA of Xiphophorus maculatus (southern platyfish), 1328 nucleotides long. Its product is annotated as olfactory receptor 52N2-like. The coding region runs from base 145 to 1080 and encodes 311 amino acids. Gene Ontology annotation, biological process: G protein-coupled receptor signaling pathway. The transcript has 3 exons. The record is from RefSeq and is a predicted model, not a curated record. Gene Ontology annotation, molecular function: G protein-coupled receptor activity; olfactory receptor activity. Gene Ontology annotation, cellular component: membrane. NCBI's taxonomy places the organism in Eukaryota, Metazoa, Chordata, Actinopteri, Cyprinodontiformes, Poeciliidae.